Euleptes europaea (tarantolino) is the source of this 2209-nucleotide messenger RNA. It is a transcript of the gene YY1, whose product is annotated as YY1 transcription factor. The transcript is spliced from 5 exons. Gene Ontology annotation, molecular function: RNA polymerase II cis-regulatory region sequence-specific DNA binding; DNA-binding transcription factor activity, RNA polymerase II-specific. Gene Ontology annotation, cellular component: transcription regulator complex; PcG protein complex. Lineage: Eukaryota; Metazoa; Chordata; Lepidosauria; Squamata; Sphaerodactylidae. The record is from RefSeq and is a predicted model, not a curated record. Gene Ontology annotation, biological process: regulation of transcription by RNA polymerase II. The coding region runs from base 50 to 1321 and encodes 423 amino acids.
GCGGAGCCGAGGCCUACAGCCGCCGGGGGCGGCCCCUCCACCCACCGCCAUGGCCUCGGGAGACACCCUGUACAUCGCCACGGACGGCUCGGAGAUGCCGGCCGAGAUCGUGGAGCUGCACGAGAUCGAGGUGGAGACCAUCCCGGUGGAGACCAUCGAGACCACCGUGGUGGGCGGCGAGGAGGACGACGACGAGGACGACGACGACGACGAGUGCUGCGAGGACUGCGGCCCUCACCACCCGCCCCACCGCCGCCACCACCACCACCACCACCACCCGCCCAUGAUCGCCCUCCAGCCGCUGGUCACCGACGGCGACCCCAGCGGCGGCGGGGUGGCCGUCGGGCCCGGCGGCGGCCAGCUCCACCUGCACCACCACCCGCACCACCAGGAGGUGAUCCUGGUGCAGACCCGCGAGGAGGUGGUGGGCGGCGACGACUCGGACGGCCUGCGGGCCGACGACGGCUUCGAGGACCAGAUCCUCAUCCCCGUGCCGGCCCCGGCCGGCGAGGACGAGUACAUCGAGCAGACCCUGGUCACCGUGGCGGCGGCCGGCAGCAAGGGCGGCGGGGGGGGCUCCUCCUCGGGCGGCGGCCGGGUGAAGAAAGGCGGCGGCAGCGGCAAGAAGAGCAGCAAGAAGAGUUACCUGGCGGGCGGCGGAGGGGCCGAAGGGGGCGGCGGCAGGAAAUGGGAGCAGAAGCAGGUGCAGAUCAAGACCCUGGAGGGGGAGUUCUCGGUCACCAUGUGGGCCUCGGAUGACAAAAAAGACAUUGACCACGAGACUGUGGUUGAAGAGCAGAUCAUCGGAGAGAACUCGCCGCCGGACUACUCAGAGUACAUGACGGGAAAGAAGCUCCCACCUGGAGGAAUCCCAGGCAUUGAUCUUUCGGACCCCAAACAGUUGGCUGAAUUUGCAAGAAUGAAGCCACGAAAAAUAAAAGAAGAUGACGCUCCGAGAACGAUAGCGUGUCCUCACAAAGGCUGCACAAAGAUGUUCAGGGAUAACUCUGCCAUGAGGAAGCAUCUGCACACUCACGGGCCACGAGUACAUGUUUGCGCAGAAUGCGGCAAAGCCUUUGUGGAGAGCUCGAAGCUAAAGAGGCAUCAGCUAGUUCAUACUGGAGAGAAACCCUUUCAGUGCACAUUCGAAGGAUGUGGCAAACGCUUUUCACUGGACUUCAAUUUACGCACACAUGUGCGAAUUCAUACUGGAGACAGGCCCUAUGUGUGCCCUUUCGACGGCUGCAAUAAGAAGUUUGCUCAGUCAACUAACCUGAAAUCUCACAUCUUAACACACGCUAAGGCCAAAAAUAACCAGUGAAACUGCAAGAAGAAAGGUCUUGAACUCAGAGCAUCUUACCUUACAGGAGAAUGAUUGGGAAUAAAUAAGCCUCCCCUUUAUAUAUUGUUUCUAGGAAAGAAUUUAAAAAGAAAAAAAAACCUGACACGCCUAAAGGACUUGUUUUUGAUAAAGUAGCAAAAAUAAACUUUAAGACUUCUUUGCUACGAUGCUCGAUUUUGCUCUGUAAUUGGUUUCGAGAGCAUGGUGUUUUUGUAAAGCGUGGCCCCAUCUGGAGGAGGCAGACAGUUCAUGGACUUGCAUCAGAGACAGUUCUUUCUACAACAGUGCUAAAAUUGGACUUUUCACAUUCUUAUAAAUAUGAAGCUCACCUGUUGCUUACAAUUUUUUAAUUUUGUAUUUUCUAAGUGUGCAUAUUGUACACUUUUUGGGGAUAUGCGUAGUAAUGCUAUGUGUGAUUUUUUUCUGGAGGUUGAUAACUUUGCUUGCAGUAGAUUUUCUUUAAAAGAAUGGGCAGUUACAUGCAUACUUCAAAAGUAUUUUCCUGUAAAGAGAAAAAAAAGUUAUAUAGGUUUUGUUUGCUCUCUUUAAUUUUUUUUUGGUUGUAUUCUUUGAUGUUAACACAUUUUGUAUAAUUGUAUCGUAUAGCUGUAAUGAAAUCAUGUAGUAUCAAAUAUUAGAUGUGAUUUAAUAGUGUUAAUCAACCUAAACCCAUUUUAGUCACUUUUUUUGGGAAAAAUACUGCCAGAUGCCGAUGUUCCGUGUACUUUCUCUUUGCCUGUUCAGUUAAGGAAAGUGGUGCUCAGUUGUAGAAUGUAUUGUACAGGCACUGACCUUUUAACAACACCUGAUGUGUACAUCCCAUGUAAUAGAGUGGGCAACAAUAAAACAGUGGUCCUGAAGAAAGAA